This is a messenger RNA of Apis florea (little honeybee), 2773 nucleotides long. RefSeq names its product iris. Gene Ontology annotation, molecular function: serine-type endopeptidase inhibitor activity. NCBI's taxonomy places the organism in Eukaryota, Metazoa, Arthropoda, Insecta, Hymenoptera, Apidae. The record is from RefSeq and is a predicted model, not a curated record.
UAAAUACAACGGAAUAUAACGAAGGCCGAUUCAAUCAGUCGUGUCGUAGCUGUUGAUCGAUCCGCACGUCUCAUAUCACGAUUCUUCUCGCCGGCGAGGACGAGAUCUCUAUAAUUUUAUCAAACGGCACGACAUUUUAUUCUCUUAAAUAUUUUAUUCAAUUCCGUUAUAUGUAUAUAUGUAUAUUAAUAAUACUGACGAAAUUGUGAAAAGAAUCCAUGUUGACGAUUUAAUUGUAUGUAAAUCGGUGAAGGCAACCGGUAAUCGAGUACGAAGAAGAAAAGGACGUGACAUUUAAAAGGAGCAAACGGAUUUAGAAAACAUUUGAAAAGCAAUGGUGACUACAUUGAUAUUCUUAAGCCUUAUGACCAGUGCUUUUGGUCAAUUGAUCUAUCCUGAUGAAUAUAAUCGGCUCAGAAAUUUAUCAACUAUUCCUCCGAAUCUGUAUUCAAAUAUUGCAAGUUCUGCGAUUAAAGGUAAUCCUACAAAUUCACAACCACCAAUGAUUUCGUUACAAUCUAUGAUACCCGAUGAAUUGCAAAAUGCAACAAUGUAUCCUGUUCAGAUGGAGAACACGCUGCAAGGCUGGAGCGAUCAUGUAAACAAUAUUAUUGUUAAUGGAGUAUUAAAAUUUGCCUUGGACGUAGAACGACAGAUUUAUAGAACUCGAGACAUGUCUUUAAUGGGUCAACAAGAUAAUAUAAUUUUCUCGCCGAUCAGCCUCACAGUGACAUUAGCGAUUGUUUUUGCGGGUUCUGCUGGCAGAACUUUCAACGAAGUGUCUAGAGUACUUGGACUCGAAAGUGGUAUUGAUAUCUCACAAAACUCUGAGAUUGUUCAUCAGAUGUUUGGCCUAUUGUUGACGAAACUCCACACCAAGAUAGAUGGAUCUCCUAGACCACGUGUAGAUUUUGCUACAGCCUCAUAUGUCCAGGAUGGAUUUCCAAUAUUGCCACAAUUCAAAGCACUGAGCAAGAAUGUUUAUGAAAAUGAGUUAAUCAACGUAGACUUCACAAGAAAAGGAAAAGCGGCAAUGGAUAUAAUAAAUACAUGGGUAAAUCAGAAGACGAUGGGAAAAAUUUCAAAAAUUUUGGAUGACGUGCCUAGUCCAAACACUAUGAUGAUUCUUUUGUCGGCGCUUUAUUUCAAUGGUGAAUGGAAUCAACACUUCUUAACAGGAUUUACAAAAAGGACACUAUUUUACGUUGAGCCAAAUGAAUCAAUUCUAGUAGACAUGAUGUACAAUGCAGGCACUUUUCCUUUUUAUGAAGAUAAACAAUUGGGAAUAAAAAUUCUUGGUCUUCCAUAUAAAGGUCACGAAAUUUCAAUGUAUAUUCUUCUUCCGAAAAAUCCAGGUGCGAAAGCUCUUCGAGAAUUUCAAAAUAAACUAACAGUUGACAUCAUUGAAAAUUUAGUUAAGAAUAUGAAAAAUGAAACUUGUAUCAUUGGUAUGCCACGAAUGAAGCUGAGCAGCACAUUGCAUUUAGAACCUAUACUUGCUGCGUUAGGCGUGAAGUCUUUAUUUGAUCCUGAAUUAGCGGAUUUGAGUCUCAUAUCUCAAGGCAAGAGUAAAAACAACCAAAAUGAAAUAUUAUCAAGAGGUAAUAGAACGAAUGCACGUCAACAGAAUUACGAAGAUAUUUCUUCUCGUAUUUCAAUUCAAGAUAAAAGGGUAAAUAGUCGCAUGAUGAAAAGAAAUUCCUUCGUAUACGAGGAUAAGAUUCGUGGCUAUUCUGUGGAACAAUGGACAAAUGGGUUUUCCAUUAGAAAAAUUCGCAAUGUUCGUGACGUCAAAGAGAAAAAAGAUAGAAAUUUGUAUAGAACGGAAGAGAGAACCGCAGAAAAUAACGAUCAUGCAAAAGUUGUAAAUCUUGAAGAAAAUAAAUAUCGCUUCCAGGAAAAUAAACAAACAAGAAGAAACAGAAGACAGAGUAGACCGAUCAAUCAGGACUUUUUAAAUUAUGUAAAGCAAAAAAAUUUUCCUUCAUUUGGAUUGGACGAUCUGAGGAAUAGUGGCAAUUUAGUGAAUCCUCAUCUCUUCGCUUCUAAAGUUCUUCAAAAAGUGGAGAUUGAUAUUACGGAAAAGGGUACCGAGGCCGCAGUCGUGACUAGCAUUGUGCUAGAGCGUGAUGGAAAUCAGAAGAGGCUCAUGGCAAAUCGACCAUUCAUCUUUUUCAUCAGGCAUGAUCCAACAAGACUCGUAUUCUUUUGGGGCACGUUAAAUGUUCCCGCUCCGAACUACCAGAACACGUAAUCUGAAACAAGAAUAUUUUUUAGUGACGAUAAAGAUGAUUACCGAAAGUAAUCAUAUUGAAUAAUUAUUAACUUUCUUUUAUACCAUUUUUUUUUAUAUUUAUUUAUCUCAGAUUAUCCUCAAAGCUCGCGUUUCUUUUUCUGGCGUCUCUUUUACUGCUAGUCAUGCGGGAAAUUAUCAUUUUUGAACGAAUAAUUGUAUUUUGUACAAAGAUUAUAAAAAAUCAGCUUGUUUGAAGGACUCUUUUAUUUGAAUGUGAUGAGAAGUUACAAAUACUUGCACAUGAUUUAUUUAUAUAAUUCUUCUUUUAUUCAUUUAUAGAUAUUGUGCGUGUAAUAUGCAAGUUGCAAUAAUUUUAUAGAUGAUAAAUCUGCAUUUCCUAUUGGAACAGUAUUUUUUCAGAAUUUAAUAUGAUAUUUUAUUCUUAAGUGCAAUAUAACAUUAAGUUGGAUUGCAUUUUUAUACAUUGUCUUAUUUAUUUAAUGAUUUCAUAUAGUCACAAUGAAUAAAUGUUUUUUU